UCUUCAUCAAAAGUGGCAAAAAUUUGAAGUUUUUUAAACCACUCGAGAUCCAUGGCCUCGUUUUAAUGGCCCCAAAGAGCAAUUUUUUUUUUUUCUUCAGGUUUUCUGUUCUUCAAUUAUAAUUUGGUAUCACCCUUUUUCUCUUUAGUUUUUAACCAGAGAAAAGAUAUAAUUUCUACAUUCUCUCUUUUACAUAACACUACAUUUCUUCUAUAUUUUCCUUUUUUUUUUUUUUCCAUAUACGUUCUCCAAAUAUUUGCAUGUAUGAAAAAACUCCAUAGCCUCACACCUGAAAAUCCCACUAAAUCAUAUCUCAGAUGAAGCCCAUUCUUGUUUUUAUUUUCCCUUUGAUGAUUUAAUUUUUCCCAACAAAACAAAUUUCCCCUUGCAUUUUCUUUGCUUAGUAGUCCACUAGUUUUGGUUUUUUGGGUUCGUUCUUCUUCCUUUUUCCCUUUUGCCUUUUCUCCUGAUUUCCCGACAUAAAAACAUGAGGUGGGAAAGGGUUGAGUUACUUUCAAGACAGGGCCAAGGUGGAGCUCUGGGGGAGAUUCCAGGGCCCGGUAAAAGAUGGGGACAUACUUGUAACGCCAUUAAAGAUGGAAGAUAUCUCUAUGUUUUUGGGGGCUAUGGUAAAGACAACUGCCAGACUAACCAAGUGCACGUCUUCGAUACUGCAAAACAAACAUGGAGUCAGCCCGUGAUAAAAGGAAGUCCACCUACUCCAAGGGACAGUCACACCUGUACUACAAUUGGUGACAACCUUUUUGUAUUUGGGGGUACUGAUGGAAUGAGCCCUCUUAAGGAUUUGUAUAUACUGGACACCUCUAUGCAUACGUGGAUUUGUCCAAGUUUAAGAGGUGACGGGCCAGAGGCACGAGAGGGUCAUAGUGCAACCCUUGUUGGCAAACGACUCUUCAUCUUUGGUGGUUGUGGCAAAUCUACCAGCAAUAAUGAUGAAGUGUACUAUAAUGAUCUCUACAUAUUGAAUACAGAGACAUUUGUUUGGAAACAAGCUACAACAAUGGGUACUCCGCCAUCUCCACGCGAUAGCCAUACUUGCUCAUCCUGGAAGAAUAAAGUUAUAGUCAUCGGUGGUGAAGAUGCGCAUGACUAUUAUUUGUCAGAUGUUCACAUCCUUGACACAGAUACUCUCGUGUGGACAGAGUUGAACACUUCAGGUCAAUUGUUACCACCUCGUGCUGGUCAUACGACCAUAGCUUUUGGAAGGAGCUUGUUUGUUUUCGGGGGAUUUACUGAUGCCCAAAAUCUAUACAAUGACCUUCAUAUGCUCGAUAUUGAAAAUGGUGUAUGGACCAAGAUCACCACUAUGGGCGAUGGACCUUCUGCUAGAUUUUCAGUUGCUGGGGACUGUUUAGAUCCCUACAAAGUUGGCACACUUGCUCUUUUAGGCGGUUGCAAUAAGGGUCUUGAGGCUCUUGACGACAUGUAUUACUUGUUCACAGGACUUGCGAAGGAGACUGAGAGAAAACUGGAGAAGUUGUCUUUGAGAAAGCAAUUGAAGCUGAAGUGUCAAGAACAGAACCUAAAUGCUAAUCAUGGAAGAGCUAUGGUACCAAUUGGAGUCAAUGCCGAUGUGUUCCAACCAAUCACUGUGCAAGGCUAUGGGGCUCCAUACAAACAAAAUUUUCCUUUGAAUCAAUCUCAUCAUCUUCAAGGAAAGAAAAGUUUUCAAGCCAAGGUUACAGAAAGCAUAGCAAAUGGAUACACAAUUGAAACUGUCAUUGAUGGGAAACCUUUGCGGGGAAUUAUACUUUCCAACAGACCAAACCCUACUCACUUUGCUCAUCAUAGUACUGUUAGGAAGAGGACUUUUGGAGAUAUUGACCCAUUAUCGAAUGGUGAUAUCAACAUCAAGUUGAAGACUCCUAGACGGACCAAACAAGAUGAAGUAGAUAAUAGACAAGAGCAUGGUAGCGGUAUAAAUGCUCCUACUACGCAUCAACAAGAAAUGGUUGUCGCUUCGACGACACUCAUAAAAGAUCCAGUAUCUUCGGAUGCUUCGCUACCAUCUAAGGUGAGUUCAAGUUCAGAAUUGCCUCCUUUGAGUCUAAAGGAUGUUUCAACUUCGACACAAGCUCCAAUGGAUAUUGACGUUGAAAUUUCUGGAGUUACAAAGACGAAUGUUGCCUUGGAUUCUACGACAGACAUUCAAAAUGAAAGUAUUCCGACCCCAGCUUCAAAAGAAACUAUUACCUUUUUUCCCGACCAAGAUAUCAAAAGACCUACGACAACCGAGGAGGCGAGUCAAGUAUCAAAAUAGUUGUGGAAAUGACAAAUGAACAACAUGCAAUUGUGAAGAUAGAUGCAGAAAUCCCUCAACCCGUUUGUACAUUCAUAGGAGAGCACAGAUGCACACUAGGAAAUUACUCUGAUCUUACCAUCUCUAACACAUCUAGAUCUGAUCCUGUUGAAUCCUUCCAUUGAUUUUGAUUCUUCGUAUUCGAGUUGUAUGUAGUACCCGUAUCACAAUUAGAGUUUAGACGUUAGGCUGUUCAUUUGAAUCAGCCACCCCACUUGUUUUUUUCUUUUUGGUUGCAGCUUCUUAUAGACUGCCAUUUUCGUUCGGGAAGGAAUCAACCAUUGUUUAGAAGCAAACAUUUUUUUCUUCUAAUUUUAUUGUCAUUAGCUGCUCUUA
This is a messenger RNA of Cucumis melo (muskmelon), 2656 nucleotides long. Its product is annotated as nitrile-specifier protein 1. The transcript has 11 exons. NCBI's taxonomy places the organism in Eukaryota, Viridiplantae, Streptophyta, Magnoliopsida, Cucurbitales, Cucurbitaceae. Gene Ontology annotation, molecular function: protein binding. The record is from RefSeq and is a predicted model, not a curated record. Bases 488 to 2281 code for a protein of 597 amino acids.